CGCUCAUAAGUUAAGUAGAACUAGGUGUUAUGUCUGCCAAGGAACCCACCCGACAACAACUCUCCUCUCGUUUACAGUACCAAUCCCAUAAUAAAGUUCAAGGCAUAACGGACGAAGACGAGGACGAGCCACAGUACUAUGAUGACGGUUCGGGACGUCCACCAAUACCCGUCCGUCCUGCGAUACCCGAACGACCCGACGAUGAUCCUGGAAGUGUAGACGAAGACGACAUUGAUGAAAGACCUCAGGUAGUUGUGCUGAAAGAAGGCAAGCAUCUCACAGAGAGGGAAGCAGAAAAUGAGAGGCGGAAAGAGAAAGGAUUGCCACCACUCCCUGAUCCCAACAAAAAAGUCGAGAAUGAUACCAAGGAUGACGCGAAAUCAGACAUGAAUUCUUCGAAGAAGAAGCUAAAAGAGGCUGCUGUCACUCUGUCGUUUUCUUCUUCAGGUGCGAAGGCCCAACAAUCCAACAAGCUCAAGCGAAAGGUUGUUGGAGAUUUGGAUGGCAGCGAUGAAGGCACCAAGAAAGCAUCGAAGAAAAAGUCGAAGAAAACACGGAAAGGACCACUUUCAUUCGGAGAAGACGUGUAGUUCGAGUCUUGGGCGUAUUAUGCCGCAAGGAUACCUUCUUACCUUCGUCAUAAGCCAUUUAUUCCUGAACUAGGUUUGUGUUCAAGCGAGGACACGACACGACAACUUUCCAGUUCCUUGCUGGAGGAACCUGUUGCAAAAGCAGGAACAUUGGCGUUACUUAUAUAACGCCGCGUCAUACAGCUGUACGGGCGUGCUCUCAGAAGUUCAGCGACACGGUGAUUUUGCCGAUGAAUUCAGCUGUGAGUAUGGUCGAGACGAGAGAGAGCAUCGAAAAACCACGAUGUACGUCGUGGGGCCCGUACUCUCAGUUUCUCUUGGACUCCUAUGACUGCAUUAGUUGCAGACGUUGGUAUCUUAAACAAGCGUUUAGUUCGUGUAGUACAUACUAGCAUAAUAAUCCGCAAUGAAUAUAACCUUCCUGCACAA
Molecule: messenger RNA, 1019 nt
Organism: Suillus subalutaceus
Lineage: Eukaryota; Fungi; Basidiomycota; Agaricomycetes; Boletales; Suillaceae
Exons: 4
Coding region: 30-590 (186 amino acids)
Source: RefSeq, a predicted model, not a curated record